Molecule: messenger RNA, 3111 nt
Organism: Astrephomene gubernaculifera
Lineage: Eukaryota; Viridiplantae; Chlorophyta; Chlorophyceae; Chlamydomonadales; Astrephomenaceae
Source: the annotation of a GenBank genome assembly
CACAAUAAUCGGUUGCGCCAAGCUUAUUGGAUUAGACAGGAAGGGCAGCACCUAAGGCUUGGCGCCUUCAGAGCUGUUUAAGAUGGCCAGCGAGGAGCCGGCAACCGAGAAAGUCGGCAUCUUUGACCGACUAAACCAUGCGGUUGAGAACAGUGCGGUUGGCCGUUUCUUUAGCCUGAAGGAGCGGAAGACCACUUUCACGACUGAGCUUCGGGCUGGGACUGUCACUUUCCUUACGAUGGCAUACAUCCUGGCGGUUAACGGUUCAAUUGUGGCCGACACGGGCGGCCCCUGCACCGUCGAUGAUUGCGAGUUCAACAAGGGCCAGCCUUUCUGCAUGUUUGGCUCGGGGUCCGGCUUCGACCCUGGCUACCUGGCUUGUCGGGAGCGUGCCAAGCGCUCCAUGGUCACUGCAACCGCUGUGUCCAGUUUCGUGGCGUGUGUGCUGAUGGGGGUCGUGGGCAACCUGCCGUUCGGUCUGGCGCCCGGCAUGGGCAUCAAUGCCUUCUUCACCUACACCGUGGUGGGCUUCUUCGGCUCCGGAGGCAUGAUCUCCUACCGAGAUGCCCUGGCCGCGGCGUUCAUUGAGGGCUGGAUCUUCUUUGCCAUCUCUGUCACGGGUCUGCGUGGCAAGAUCACACGCAUCGUGCCAAAGUGUAUCAUGCUGGCUACCUCUGGCGGCAUCGGCCUCUUCCUGGCGUUCAUCGGCCUCCAGACUGAGAACGGCAUCGGUCUGAUUGCCUUUGAGUCGGCCACGCUGGUGACGCUGGGCGGCUGCCGCAUCCAGGACCGCGCGCCCAUGUACACCAUCCAGGACACCUCGGGCGUGUGUGUGGUGGACGGGCAGGGCAAGCUGCUGUCGGGACCCAACCUGGGGCCGCCCUCACCCAACUAUGCGUGCGCCAACCAGAUGAAGAUGCGCAGCGCCUCUCUGUGGCUCGGCAUCAUGGGCGGCAUCAUGAUGGUGCUGCUCAUGGCUCGCGGCUUCCGGGGCGCCAUCAUGACGGCAAUCCUUUUUGUCACCUUUGUGUCCUGGAUCCCCGACCAUGCGGCCUCGUACCUGGGCAAGUCGAGCCAGAUUGCAGGCGGCGAGGAGCGCUACCACUACUUCAAGAAGGUGGUGCAGCGCCCCGACACCUCGAUCACCGACCUGGAGCUGGAUUUCAACGCCUUUGGCAAGCCCGAGCUGUGGGCCGCCCUCAUCUCGUUCCUCUACCUCGACCUGCUGGACUGCACCGGCACCUUCUUCUCCAUGGCCAACUACAUCAACAAGCGCGUGCCGGGCUUCAUCGACCCGGUCACCAAGUCCUUUCCGCGCAUGACCUGGGCCUUUUGCGUGGACGCCACCUCCAUUUGGAUCGGAGCUCUGCUGGGCAUUCCGCCGCUGACAACCUACAUCGAGUCGGCCACAGGCAUUCGCGAGGGUGGCCGAACCGGCAUCACCGCCAUUAUGAUUGGCUUCUACUUCUUCAUCGCCAUGUUCUUCACCCCCAUCAUCUCGGCCAUCCCGCCCUACGCCACCGGGCCCGCGCUCAUCCUCGUGGGCGCCCUCAUGAUUGAGAACCUGCUUGACAUUGACUGGCGGGAUUACCACCAGGCCAUCCCCGCCUUCAUCACCAUUGCCGUCAUUCCGCUCACCUACUCGAUCGCGUACGGCAUCAUUGCUGGCAUCUGCAGCUACCUGCUGCUGUACCUGCUGCUGCUCGCGUACGACCUCAUUACGGCACCGCUGUACGGCAAGUCGUUCCGCCGGGUCCUGGAUGAAUCCAAGCCCGAGGUCUUCAAGUCCAUUGCGGUGCUGGAGGCGGAGGAGCUGGCCCGCAUCAAGGCCCGAGUGGAGGGGCUGGAGAAGGAUUUGGAGGAUGCGAUGAAGGUGCUGACGCACGCGACCUCCACCUACUCGCUCAACGCCGGGGAGGAGGGCGGCAAGGGCGAGGUGAAGGCUGCGACUGUGGUGUAACAAGUGGGCGAGGUGUAAGGUUUGUGUUGGUGUGUGGGAUGUAAAUCAUGUAAUGCUGGACGGGUGGAGAAAGGCGCGUGUGCUGUGGGUGCUGUGGGGCAACCUGUUGUGGGUGUUGAGUGGCUUUGUGAGGCGACGUGUACCGCAGUCUCUUGGCAUCGGGUGGUUUUGUGGGUAGCUGGUAGGAUUGCCGUUUGUGUGACGUUGGGUUGAUGUGGUUUGGUGGCUGAUACUUUUGGUGUCGAAAACGGGUGAGUGAGCUUGACCGAAAUGUGGGCUAACGAAGAAUAAUGGUUCGUCUCCCUCCGUUAUACCCUGCACGUUAAGAACACGCAGGUUGUGUCAACAGGCAGUAUUACGUGUGCGACCUAAAGUACAAGACUCUAAAGGGAUGGUUGUUGCGUGGCUUGUGCCUGUUGACCGACCUACCGGUAUUAUAUUUUGCACGGCGUUUCCGUACGAUAAUACGGGCUGUACGGGAAGGAUCCAAGAGGCCUUGAAGCCUGGAUAUACGUUGCCGUGCUAGUUCGUUUGUGCUGUUUUGGGCCUUGAUUGCAGCCCUUUUGUGUUGCACGCAAUUCGUAUCGGUGGUCACUGAACAAUGAUUUACAGAACGUCAGAAACUCCUUUCCGGCGCUUUAUUACCUUGUGACCUAAAAUGCAAAGAUUAGGAACCAUAAAUGACUAUGGUAAAUUUUGUACGUGAUCCUUUUGGCUCUACACCUUUUGUUUAAAUGCGUCGGAGUGGGCUUUCCUGUUCUGGCUUUCUACCAAGAAAGUACGGUGGGGUUGUUGUACGGCAUCUUGACAGUAGCUCCCGUUGUGUCUUAUGCCUUCUAAGUGCGGUACGCAAGUCCUCACCCUGGGUCAACCUGUAGGAGUGGCGUGGGGUGCUUCCAUAGGAUGUAUGCGCUUAGUGUUUGUUGUGAGCUUGACACGCGGUUAUGCAGGCAGCCGCCUGAAGUCUUUGCACGCGAGUUGCACCGUUGUGCCGUGUACCAGUGAUUAGCACAGCCAAUCAGCCGUGGCUGAUGCGCCUUUUUGUGAACAUUACCUCUUGAGCGCCUUUAGCCGGAUGUGUUCCGGGCCACGUCGAUCUUACCGUGAUCCUUUGUGCCAUAGCUUGACCUUGUAAACAUGCCCGACGGCCC